Colletotrichum spaethianum is the source of this 624-nucleotide messenger RNA. Its product is annotated as putative transporter. The transcript is spliced from 3 exons. Gene Ontology annotation, cellular component: membrane. Lineage: Eukaryota; Fungi; Ascomycota; Sordariomycetes; Glomerellales; Glomerellaceae. The record is from RefSeq and is a predicted model, not a curated record. The coding region runs from base 1 to 624 and encodes 207 amino acids. Gene Ontology annotation, molecular function: transmembrane transporter activity. Gene Ontology annotation, biological process: transmembrane transport.
AUGAUUGGCUGGGCUGCCAUCUCUGCAGCUACUGCGGGAGUCAAGAGCUAUGGAGGAUUAGUCGCUUGUCGUUUUUUCCUCGGCUUCGUUGAAGCGGUGGGUUGCUACUUUGGAUCACCUUUCUACCCUGGUGCUCUCUACCUGCUUUCAAUCUUUUACACCCGGAAGGAGCUUGCAACCCGUAUAUCUCUCCUCUACACCGGCCAAGUCGUGAGCACCGGGUGCUCCGGCUUGAUUGCUGCUGCCACAUUCGCUACUUUGGACAAAGUCAAGGGAAUUGCCGGCUGGCAAUGGCUUUUCAUUAUUGAAGGCUCGGCCACUGCUUUGGUCGCCAUCUUCGGCUUCUUCCUCCUUCCCGACGACCCUUCUGUUACCCGCUGGCUCACCGAAGAUGAGCGAAAGCUUGCAGUUGAUCGCAUUCGCCGAGACACGGUCGGUCAGCAGGAGCGCGGAUCUACCUUGGAUGGCCUGAAGCAGGCCUGCAAGGAUCCCAAGACUUGGCUGUUUUGCCUCAUGCAGAACCUCCAUAUCUCAGCUUGCUCUUUCAACAACUUCUUCCCAACGAUCGUCCGUACCAUGUCAGUUGGACUGAUAUGCGAUCCCGAUUUGACUCGUAACCAAUGA